AUGGGCAAAGAGGUUGAUGCUUUUGAAGUUACUCAUACUUGGAAUAUCGUUGACUUGCCUCUGGGGAAAGUAGCUCUUGGAAAUUUGUGGGUCUAUAAAAUCAAGUAUCCCUCUGAUGGGAAUGCUGAGAGAUAUAAGACGCGUCUUGUGGUGUCAGGCAAUCAUCAAAAGGAGGGAAUCAAUUUUGAAGAGACGUUUGCACCGGUGGUCAAGAUGACUACGGUUCGGAGUAUGUUGAAAAUUAUUGCUGCCGAAAAAUGGAAAGUGCAUCAGAUGGAUGUGCACAAUGCAUUCUUCACGGUGAUUUCCAUGAAGAAGUUUACAUGA
Molecule: messenger RNA, 327 nt
Organism: Microthlaspi erraticum
Lineage: Eukaryota; Viridiplantae; Streptophyta; Magnoliopsida; Brassicales; Brassicaceae
Source: the annotation of a GenBank genome assembly